Messenger RNA from Nerophis lumbriciformis (worm pipefish), 1998 nucleotides. The record is from RefSeq and is a predicted model, not a curated record. NCBI's taxonomy places the organism in Eukaryota, Metazoa, Chordata, Actinopteri, Syngnathiformes, Syngnathidae.
AUGCAAGUGCACAUAGCAAGAUUGCCUCGUGUCCUGUGGACAUUGGUAGUUGAAAUCUCAGCACGAGUCUUGUCCACAACUCACCCGGCUGACCUGCCCCUCCUGUCUUCCCGCCACUAUCAAUACAAAGACCCAGACUCUGGCUUCCAGCUGGUCUGUGACAAGUGCCCGGCAGGUACCCAUGUGUCUGCCCACUGUUCUUUAAAUGCUGUGAGGGAGUGCAGCCCCUGCCCUGAAGGUACUUUCACACGGGGUGAAAACGGCGUUUCACAAUGCCAUCACUGUCGGACUCAGUGUCCUGUAGGCCAGAUUGAGAAACUACCCUGCACUGCCACACAAGACCGUGUGUGUACGUGCCCACCAAACAGCUUCCUGUCGAUGGAAGGUGGCAAAGAGUGUAAGCAACAUUCGCUGUGCCCUCCUGGGACAAGGGUGAAAAAGCGUGGUAGUGAAACAGAAGAUGUCAUUUGCAAGCCUUGCACCAAAGGAACAUUCUCCGAUUUGGAAUCAAGUGCUCUCAAGUGCCAAGCCCAUUCGAAUUGUAAAGCUCAGGGGUUGAUGCUGCUCAAAGUGGGAACAAGAGAGACUGAUAAUCUUUGUGGACCCCCAUCUACAUCCCAUUCAUCUACAUUUUCUUCCACAACCACUGCACAAAGACAGAAACUAGUGACAUCGGAAUCUUCCUCAUCAACAUUAGACCACAAAGGCAUUAACAGCCGGUCAGCUGCAAUUCAAGUAAGGGAAAACCAAGAAAGGAAACUAGAGGUCAAAAUAUUCAGUAAUGCUCAAAGCACCAGUCCAGCAAUCUAUGACUCUCAGACUUCACCUCCAAUAGCCCGGAAACAUCUGGUGCAUCACAAGCAGCAGUGGGACAAAACAAAAUCAGACCCUUUGCAUGGGCCUAAAAAGAGGACAGUGGAAGGAUUCGAGGGUUCAGAGGUCAGGGUUGGGAUUGGAAUCAAUAAAAUUGAUGUGGUGUCAAACAGAGACAGUGUUUCCAAUUUUAACCGUCCCACGCGAAGAGGAUCCCCUCGGCCGAGCCCUCAUGAUCACUUUGAUAUUAACGAGCACCUCCCCUGGAUGAUUGUCUUGCUGCUUCUGCUCGUACUGGUGGUCAUAGUAAUGUGCAGCGUGAAACGGAGUUCCCGUAUGCUUAAGAAAGGACCCAUGGAGGACCCGAGCAGUAUCGUGGGGAGGGCAAUCCAAAAGAAACCAUCUCUGCCUCCCACACAGGUUAAAGAGAAGUGGAUCUAUUAUUCCAAUGGACAAGGUGUGGACAUUCUAAAACUGGUUGCAGCUCAGGUGGGGCCCCAAUGGAUUGACAUUUAUCAUUCGCUGGCCAGCGCCACUGAGCGAGAGGUUGCCGCCUUUUCCAGCGGCUAUUCGUCAGAUCAUGAGCGGGCAUACGCUGCUUUGCAGCACUGGACCAUCCGAGACAGUGACGCCAAUCUGGCCAAACUGAUAAAUGCCUUGCACCGACAGCGCCGUAUUGACAUAGUGGAGAAAAUCAGACUGGUCAUGGAGGACAACCCGCAGUUUGAUAUAAACCAGCUGAUGACGUCUGUGAAUGUAAGCCAAAGCCUAAGUCCCAUUCACAAGCCUCAAGAAUCUCCCAUCAGCAUUGGCGGCACUGCAACAGGUGUGGAGCAGUCGCCAGUGGAUCGUACCAAAGGUUUUUUCCACGAUGAGUCAGAACCACUGCUUCGUUGCGAUUCCACCUCCAGCAAAGACUCCGCUCUUAGCAGGAACGGUUCAUUUAUCACUAAAGAGAAGAAAGACACAGUGCUCCGGCAAGUACGCCUUGACCCUUGCGACCUUCAGCCUAUUUUUGACGACAUGCUGCACAUCCUGAACCCGGAGGAGCUGCACGUUAUCGAGGAGAUCCCUGCUGCUGAAGACAAGCUGGACCAGCUUUUUGAGAUUGCCGGAGUUAAAAGUCAGGAGGCCAGUCAGACGCUUUUAGACUCGGUGUACAGCCACCUCCCUGAUCUUUUGUAG